Messenger RNA from Homarus americanus (American lobster), 5607 nucleotides. RefSeq lists its product as uncharacterized. Lineage: Eukaryota; Metazoa; Arthropoda; Malacostraca; Decapoda; Nephropidae. The transcript has 5 exons. Gene Ontology annotation, molecular function: DNA binding. The record is from RefSeq and is a predicted model, not a curated record. Gene Ontology annotation, biological process: regulation of DNA-templated transcription. The coding region runs from base 299 to 2770 and encodes 823 amino acids.
GGUCCCAGGGUCACCGCCGCCUGCGCCGGUAUGCGGCGUCCCUGACGGGGCUCCUUCCCCGCACCUCCGCCAGGAAGGAGCUGACUGACACCUGACCUAUGCACCAAAGAUUCAACCAGUGAGAUUAUUUUAGUGAAUCAUAGGAACAGCAGCAGUUUGGCCCCACGUGUGAACCUCAGGAGAGAGUUGAAUCAGCAGGAGUAGCAGCAGCAGGAGUAGCAGCAGCAGGAGUAGCAGCAGGAGUAGCAACAGGAAACCAAAACAAAAGAGUGCUGUCGUGGCCGCCAUGUGAGUUAUCAUGGGUCCUAUCCGUGCCUUCAUCCGCCCUUCACACGGCGCCGCCCCUGGGGAGUUUGUCACCACCGCCAGCCCCUUUAGCCCAACCCACCGGAGCUUCUCUGCUCCACACCGCCCAUGUUGCGCCCACGCCACCCCUCCUUCCUCCACUCUCACCCCGCACCACCCUCACCUCCACCCACACCCACAUCCCUACUGCCAAACGUGCACGUCGGACCCCCUGCGUGUUGGACUGGUGUCCUCGUCGGUGGCAGUGUCACAGCCUUGUCUCUACCAUCCCUUUAGGACACUCCUACCACCAGGAGCGGCGCCGGCGGACCCCCACCCAGGCCUCAUCAUCUCGCACGGCACGAGGGGUGAGGGGCACAAGGGAGGGGGAGAGGCCCAAAAACAAGGCAGAUGGAGGAAAGGCAAAGACCAGAGCGAGUGGAAGGACAGUGAUUAUGCUUGUAAAUGGAAGAAAGAUAAAGAUGAGUUUAAGAAAUACAGUGGUGAGGGAAAGUGUAAGAAAAGUGAUCACGAUAACAAGUGGAGCAAGUACAGCGAGGAAUACAAGUGGAGGAGGGAGAGAGGCGAUAACACGUGUAAGAAAGAGAAGGAUGGAUAUAAAUGGAAAAAGAGUAAGGAUGAAUACAAAUGGAAGAAUAACAGAGAGGAGUUUCAGUGGAAAGCAGUAAGAGGGGAUGAUCGUGAGCAGGAGAGGUGGAAGAAGGAUAAAGACGAGUGUAAGUGGAAGAAAGAUAAGGCAUCACCCCUGCCAUACCUCUCGUCCUUAGCCAAGUCUGAUGAGCCCUCCUCAUCACGCACGGUCUUAGCUUUCCCAUUCUCAGACGAGGAGGAAGACGAUGAAUAUGCGGACGAAGGUAGGACCACAGGCGAGAAUAGACACGAGACGUGGCCCAUCUCUGACAUCGUCGAAACUGAGGACGAGGAAGGAGAGCAACAACCUGAAGGAGUAACACAGCAAGACCACCCUGAGAGGAAAGAAAGGGAGGAAAGUGACAGAGAGGAAGAGGUUGUUCAGGGGAGUAACGAGACCAGCGUUGUAAAGAAGUCCCUCAAAGAGCCCAGUCCUGCAGUAGAGAGUCAAUUCAAUGUUGUGAGCGAGGAACAGGAAUCACCCAACACCACCACAGUACCUGAAGGAGAAUCGUCGAGUCUCAAGGCCAAGCGCACCUCAGAACAUGACGGUGAGGAGGUCGACUUACACCCCAACAACGUUAAGAACAAAUGGCAGGAAGAAGAAACUCAUUCUCCUCCUUCAGCUGAGCAUCGACGGGAGGAAUCAGAAGGAGAGGGAGAUGUAGUGGGAGAGGAAGAAGAGGAAGAGAAAGCGGGGGAAGAAGUGAGGAAAGAGAAGAAGGGAGAGAGCAGCGAGCUUCCACGUGACGGCAUCAGAGCGACACAGCGCCUCCGCCCACGUAGCUACAGACAGUUCCUGCUGACGAGGGAGAGACGUAGUCGGGUGUUCCUCAAGGCACGGAGUUACCACCUAGGGCGUUGGUUCAUCACCCACUUCACCCACCCUUACCCCUGCAAGGACCAGAAAGACCAGCUGGCAACCCGCACCAACAUGACCAGGAAUCAGGUGAGUGAGUGGUUCGGCAACAUGCGACGUCGUAUCCGGGAGGCGACUCGUGGGAUGGGCAUCUGCUGGGAGGAGCGAGUCCGUGUGUACAACUCUGUCAUCACGGGCAAGUCGGAGCCUCUCCCCAUCAUACCUGAAGACGCCAUCAACACUUGGGUUCCCCCCGUGCCUCAAGAGCCUCAAGUCUUGGACUCUCACGAGGAGGUGUCCGCGUCUCCCAAGUUCAAGACGACGCUUCUUCAGCGGUACCUCAACAACUCCCUGGAAGCCCCCGCCCGCCACUACCCCGCCAGUGACGGCGCCAACGUCCGGCAGCCGUCAACCUCGGCCUCCUCCUUAGAAGACGACCUUCAUUCGCGCUACAAGACUUCAGCACAUUUGGAACCUUCUGUUGCCUUCUCCCAGUCCCUUCCGCUUUGUACCUCCAGUCCAAAGGAAAAGAGCUUUCAGGCUCUCUGGAACGCCUCGUUUGAGCGUGUGAAAGACGGACAGGUGGUAGCUACGACCUCUAGGUUCUUGGGAAGAGGUGAGUACCUGUUGAAGCCUCAGGGAGAGGAAGAGGGGCGAGUCAUGAAGAGGUACGACCGUCAACGAGGCUCCGAGUACGGCUCGCCGAGCGUCAAGAGACAGCGGACAUCAGAGACCAGCGAGGACUGGCUACACCGCGCCUCCACUUCAAGGGACUUGUCCACUCCGUUCUUCCUGAGUCGCCGCGACACACCUGAGGGAGGACAGGGCACCACCUCUCACCUGUCGUCAUGGACCAACCACGCCACAAUAGGCGACAUAAGGUCCUCAGAUGAGGAGAGCGGAGUAGAGCAAUGCCGGCGUCAACCAGAGGAGAUUGCCGCCGCUUACACUCUCAUGGAGCUCCAAAACAUGUGACGCACCGCACCAACCACUCCACACUUGGUUGAUGACCCGCCGUCCGUGGGUCAGAGGAGGGCGUCUCCCUCCCCACGCUUCCCUCACCUAUCAUCUGUGGGCCGAAGGAGAGCUGUGCUUCAUCACCCUCCAUCUGAGGUCAUCAGGCUCUGUUCCACCUCACUGUCCUCUCCCGUCACCUCAGGACGACCUCUCCCCAAUCCUCAGCAAGUAUCCAUUCCUCGUGGACUUCCAAAAUCCCUUUAUGCCAGCCUGAAUUUCUCCAAGUCCUCUUGAAACACACGACUCUGUAGCAUCCUUUGGAAUUAAGCAAGACGUUUUGAUGCCUUCGACUACACAAGGAGUGCGUAUCUCCCCCGGUAUGUGGGUAGUUCCUGGACUCUAGGAAGUUGUCUACUGUUCCUCAACUCCAAUAUGCUGGAACGUUUUCUGGCCCUCAAGACAUAAUCUCCCUAGAGGAAAUGAUCUUAAAUCUCUUUUCCAUUUGCUGCCUUCCGUUCCCUAUUAUGUGAUAUUAUGCUUCCGAGGAUGUUUGCUUAAAUUCUUACAAACUCCUAGAUGUAUAACUGCCAUAUGAAACUUUACAGUGAACAGUUGAAAACGAGUGAAUGAACAUAAAUGUAGUUCAGUUACAGAACAUUAUUUUGAGUAUUUUGGUGUCUGUUAUAAGAUGAUAACUCUGCUUGAUGAGUGAAAGAUUAUAGUUGAUUAAGACUUGAGAACAAUAGUCUUCUGAAGAGUACAACUCCUACCUGUGUACAAAUAUCAACAAACACACAAGACGAGCACCGCUCUUGGGAACACACAGCAGCGUCUUCUACUUGUGACGAGUUGUGAAGUUUAGUCAGUUGAUGGACGUUUUCUAUCUCUCUCUCCGUUGUUACCUGGUCUCAUAAUUAGUGCCACUUGAUCCACUCAAGUGAACUACAUAAGAUGUUUGAUGUGCAAGUGUCGGGUGUUUGACCACUUGAGCUGCCUGCACAUUAUAGGAAGGAAGUCCAAUCAAGCUGGUGUUUGUGCCUUAGUGUGGCUGUUAACAUCCUCACUAAAGGAGAAACACAGCAGGAUGUUUCAUGGUUUCAGCCGCCUCCGCCCAGCACAGCAACCGGACCAGCACACGGUGAAUGUAUCCACCUAGAAAACGCAUCGUGACUAGAGGAUAUAGCUGAGCUAUAUCCUAUUUUCUGUUGUUACUUCAAAGCAGGUCUUUGAAUGAUCAUCUGCACGUCCCAGUCAUCAGCGUGAAGCAGUGUUAGUAAACAAACAGUCAGUUGGUUUGCGUUCUAGUAAGCCAAGACUCAGAGGGACGUAGCACAGUCUUGUGUGAGUGUAUUAAGUUACAUCUAGUCUUUCAAUUAAUUGUGUUUCGAUGGAGAGUUGUCACUGGAGGGAUGAAUGUGUGUGAGGGCCGCCGUAACGCGUUAGAGAGACCCCUAGAUGGCAUCAUGUGGACGGAACAUUGUCAAGUAAAGUCUAUGUUUGGAAAGACGCCUCGUGUGUGGUGUGGCGCCAAGGUAAUAUUAACACAGGAAAUAUAAUGACUCACCAAGGGGCGAGGUGGUGUGUUACUCAGCUGCUGCUAACGUGAUGCUGUAUAUGUGAACUUAACGUUAGUGAUUUUGUGCCUCACAAUACUUGAAAAGCAGUGCACAGAAAUGUGACAAACACAGACACUUUUUGUUCGGUAGUGAAUAUCUUGUAGCCUCCAUCCUCACUUGCCGUCACCACAGGAAGUUCUUCAGCCAAGAAGUGACCGUGUGAGGGCGCUACACUGAUCCCUCGUGCCAUCUACGGAACUCUGAAAUGAUUUAUGACACUUUUUGUUUGUUCGGCUCCACACAUGAAUUUGUCUCUACCAAAUAGGCGAACGAGUUUAUGAUUCUGUUGCUUCCUGAGAGUAAAAGAAACUACUCUUCAUCGAAUCACACUUGUAAAUAGUUAUAUCUCUGCGUUAUUGAUAAGCAUUUUCCUCCUGGUUCUGUGCAUCUCUUGUUGUAGUUUUUAUGCGCUAUCUAGAAAACCUUCCCAACUCCUAUCAAUUUCAUCCUGUACUCAACCCACUUCCAAUACGACUUUGAACUGUUUUCUGACUUAAUGAUACAUGUAUCUUACUCAUUCUACACAUAUAAACCUUGAGCUAGUCAUCCCAGUGAACACAGCUGCCACAUAAUCUAGUCAUAGCAAAGCAGGUAGAAGUAGGGACAGUUUAGUGCAGUGUCCCCCUCAACAUCCCUCUUCCGUGACACAGAAAACGGAAGCGUUAACUAAACUAUUUAUUAAUUAAUUUAUUUAUUACUAUAUAUUUUCUCCUAUUAACACACACACACACACACACACACACACACACACACACACCAAAUAGUGGUUGACUGACUCCAGAUGGUGGUUGACUUAGUUAACUGAUUAAGGUUGUAGUUGUUGUCGAUCAAGUUGAAACACAAACCAUCAGCACAAACAAAGACUCGAACUGUCACUAACAACCACCAGAACUGCCACAAACAACCACUAACACCGCUAACAACCAUCAGACGUGUCACAAACAACCACUAACAACCAUCAGACGUGUCGCAAACAACCACUAACACCACUAACAAACAUAAGACCUGCCACAAUCAACCACUAACAACCAUCAGACCUGUCACAAACAACCACUAACACCACUAACUACCACCCGAACUGCCACAAACAACCACUAACAACCAUCAGACCUGUCACAAACAACCACUAACUCCACUAAUAACCAUCAGACCUGUCACAAAAACAACCACUAACAACCAUUAGACCUGCCACAAACAACCACUAACAACCAUCAGACCUGUCACAAACAACCACUAACA